Mizuhopecten yessoensis (Yesso scallop) is the source of this 3216-nucleotide messenger RNA. RefSeq names its product lactation elevated protein 1-like. The transcript is spliced from 13 exons. Gene Ontology annotation, molecular function: ATP binding; ATP hydrolysis activity. Lineage: Eukaryota; Metazoa; Mollusca; Bivalvia; Pectinida; Pectinidae. Bases 108 to 1571 code for a protein of 487 amino acids. Gene Ontology annotation, cellular component: mitochondrion; cytoplasm. The record is from RefSeq and is a predicted model, not a curated record.
GUAAGGCAGAAACAGACAAAUAUUUGGAAGGGCGUGAACUUUUAUGUUCCAGAAUUAAACGUGCCCACGAAAGUCAAAUGAUAUGAAGGGCAGAUCAGACCUCCGAAAUGAAUGUUUACAGGUUUAUUUUGACUGGAUCACGACUUGUUAGUGAAAGAUUUCACAAUAAUUGCUGUUCAUCUUUCCACGUAGGAGCAAGAAGACAUCAAAUCGCUGCCAGAGAAGCUGGAUCCCGUGUCGAUGAGGGAGAGAAGUUACAAGGUUUACCAGAUGGACCAAUGUCUAUAUAUCAGGAGAAAAUAGCAAGCAGGAAACUUAAAUAUGACAGCCAUCAGGUGGGCAUUGUCCAGAACCUUGAGGAUCUUCAUACCACUCUGGAGAGUUAUGAACCCCAACAGUCUGAGGGAUGGUUUACUAAGAUGUUUUCAAGAAAUGAAAAAGACAAAUCAGGUCAUCCUAAAGGCUUGUAUCUUCAUGGAAAAGUAGGUACUGGUAAAACAAUGCUGAUGGAUCUGUUUCAUGACCAAAGUCGAGUGAAGAAGAAAAAACGGGUCCAUUUCCACAAAUUUAUGUUAGAUGUUCAUAAACGAAUCCAUGCCAUUAAACAGACGAUACCUCGACAGUACAAUGUACAGAAGAUAGACCCAUUUGACCCCAUACCCCCAGUAGCCAAGGAAAUCAGUGAGGAAACAUGGCUGCUAUGCUUUGAUGAGUUUCAGGUCACAGACAUUGCUGAUGCUAUGAUACUGAAGCGGCUGUUUAUGGAACUGUUUAAGAAUGGUAUUGUGGUGGUGGCCACCUCCAACAGACCACCAGAUGAUCUCUACAAAAAUGGUUUACAAAGAGGAACUUUUCUGCCAUUCAUAGGAAUUUUAAAGAGUCACUGUAAAACACUUAACCUGGACUCUGGAAUAGACUACAGAAUGACAGUUGGUCCAGCAGAAGGCAAGAUUUACUUUUUGACCUCUAACAGUGAGGCUGACACACACCUAGACCACAUAUUUGAUCACCUAAGUGCUGAGGAAGACCAAGAUCCUGGUCCAAGGGAGAUAAUCGUCCUGAAACGGAAACUUCUGUUGCCCAAGACAUGUGGCGGUGUGCUGGACACAGACUUUAACAGUAUGUGUGCACAGCCUCUUGGUGCAAUAGAUUACCUGGAAAUAAGCCAAAAUUUUGACACUGUAAUUGUAAGGAAUAUACCACGAAUGUCACUUAGUCGCAAGUCAGAAGCUCGAAGAUUCAUCACACUCAUUGACACCCUAUAUGAUAAAAAGGUGCGUGUGUUGUGCUCUGCUGAAGUAGAACCCAUUGGACUGUUUACAAGUGGGAGUAUCAGUAAACGUGAUGAGGAGACUAACAGUAUGUUAAUGGAUGAUCUCGGCAUACUACAGAGAUCAGGAAUGGGUGAUGCCAAGGCCAGUAUAUUUACUGGAGAGGAAGAACUUUUCGCAUUUGAUAGAACUGUGUCACGUUUGACGGAAAUGCAAACUUUAGAAUAUUGGAAUGAACGAAAACCGACCCGAUCCUAUCAUCCUAGUAAAUCACAGAAAGAUCCUGUUAAACAUGUAUGACACCGGCUGAAUCUAUAGUCAACUGUAUCAGUUUAAUGUUCAUCAUUUAUUUAUAGUGAAAUAAUUUUAAAACAGAUAUGUACCGAUGCAAUGGUGAUCUUUUUUUUAACUUUUGUUGUAGAGAGAAAUCACUCAGCCAUGUUUUCCAGGUUUUAAAAGAUUAGGAAAAUCAAUUAGUGUUUUUUCCAGACAGUUGUAUUGAUUUACGUUUGGACUAUUCAAAAAUAAAACUAGAAAGUAAAACAAACAUGAAAAAAAAAUCUUCCACACCUAGGCCUGUAUCACAUCAUCUACCAGCUGCUGCAGAUCUGAUUUAAUUUGUAGAGACACGCUUAUUCUCUUUGAACUUGAUUUGUCAGUUUCCUGUGAGGGUUCCUGAUGUCUUUCAAAUAUAAAAACAUAUAUCAGAGAACAGUAAUGUCAGUGGUUUAGUCAGAUGGUAUCACUAGGACACACCACAAUUGUUUAUUAUCGUCCUGGUUCUAAUGUAGUCAGGUCAGGAGAUAACUCGUUGUAUAUAUAAGUACAUAUUUAUACUGUUUUUAUUUUACAAUUUGCAAACAAAUAUCUUUGCAGUGGUGCUGUUAUGAUGUUCUUUUUGACAUAACAAUAUUAAUGUACGUGUGUGAAAAAUUCCUCUAUAUACACAUUAAUGGUAGUUUAUGGAUCCGUAGUCUCUUUAGCACAUGUAACACCUACAAUUGUGAAUGUAUCAAAGUUUUACUUUACAAUUUACACUUUAUAAACAAUGUACAUAUCAAACAUGUCAUUAUAUUUCAGGACCGACUGGUGUCUUAAUUGUCAGUCGGUCUAGAAAUGUUGGGACACGUCUGAUUAUCAAUGAUAUUUACAUUGUUUUUGUGUCGCCUACGAUGGAUGUCGGAAAGACACAUAGGCGUCGCUUUUCCGAUGGCGACAGUGGCGGCGGCGGCGUCAACAAUGUUAAGGUUUUGCGUUUAGCUCUGUUCCUGACAAAGUUACACCAACAAAACCUCGAUCAUAGAUGUAGCAUGGGUAGUGGAGCCUACUGCACUAAAAACGUUUCAUUGAUUUCUGCAUUUUUUGGGUAAAAACCUCAAACUUCUGCACUUAAGAAAAAAACUCAACGUUAAUGUUUUGCGUUAAGCUCUUACAUUUUAGGCUGUUUCUGACAAAGUAUUUUUACAUCAUUCACAAAUUAUAUGGUUUAGCUUCGAUUGUCAUACUGAUGAUAAUUUUGACACUUCCAGUGUCUUAUUUUAAUCUCUCUCUUUAAUUCUUUCAUUGUAAUACAAUUUGAAUGCUUCGUGAGAAGGGUGGACAAUAUACCAAAUCUAUGCAGAUUGUUUUCAAGUAGGAACACAAUUUAUUAUUUUUUUUCAUAGGUUUCACUUAGAAUAAGAUCAGAUUUAUUACUUUAAAUGAUAAAGUCUCAUUUGAUUUCAAGCCUUGGGUCAGUAAGGUUUUUAACCUUUGUUCCAUCUCGGAGAUUUCAAAGACGUCAAAAUAUGCACAAAAUAGUAUACUUUUAAAAACAAUGUGUAAAUCAUGAUGUUAUGCUUUACAGAAUGGUGUUGUUACUGAGUCGUGUCGAUAUUUUUAGUCCUCAUUAUUUUUACAUUUUACAUGUACUUUCAUGGCAGAUUAAACUGAUUGUUAAAUUUCA